Messenger RNA from Dermatophagoides farinae (American house dust mite), 839 nucleotides. The record is from RefSeq and is a predicted model, not a curated record. Lineage: Eukaryota; Metazoa; Arthropoda; Arachnida; Sarcoptiformes; Pyroglyphidae.
UUGAAGAGAGUAAUCAUCAUCAUCAUCAUCAUCAUCAUCAUCAACUUUAUUUAUCACAAUACUCAAAAUAUAUAUCAAGCAUUGAAUGCUUUAAAGAGCUAAAAUAAAUAUAUCAUGAAUCAGGAUCAAAAAUGGCAAAAAGAUACGGUGGAUCAAAAUUUCGAUUAUAUGUUCAAAAUUUUGAUCAUAGGCAAUAGCAGUGUUGGAAAAACAUCAUUCCUAUUCCGUUAUGCUGAUGAUUCAUUUACAUCGGCAUUUGUUAGUACGGUCGGUAUUGAUUUCAAAGUAAAAACCGUAUUUCGCCAGGAUAAACGUGUUAAAUUACAAAUUUGGGAUACAGCCGGACAGGAACGUUAUCGUACGAUAACUACUGCCUAUUAUCGUGGUGCAAUGGGAUUCAUAUUAAUGUAUGAUGUAACCAAUGAAGAAUCAUUCAAUUCCGUACAGGAUUGGGUGACCCAAAUAAAAACAUAUUCUUGGGAUAAUGCACAAGUGAUAUUGGUGGGCAAUAAAUGCGACAUGGAAGAUGAACGUGUCGUUUCAUAUGAACGUGGUAAACAAUUAGCCGAUCAAUUAGGAUUAGAAUUUUUUGAAACAUCAGCCAAAGAAAAUAUUAAUGUUAAGGCCGUAUUUGAACGUUUAGUGGAUAUUAUAUGCGAUAAAAUGAGCGAAAGUUUGGAUUCCGAUCCAAAUGUAAUGAAUGCAUCAAAAGGAACACGAUUGGCCGAAAAUCCUAUGCCACAGAAUCAGAAUUGUAAUUGUUAAGAAUUUGAAAAUUUAACCAAAAAAACAAAAAACAAAACAAAAUAUCAACCACAAAUAAUUAUCGUCCAUCAUCA